CCUCAGCGCUUCAAGGGCACGGACGGAGCAGAGAAGGCGACGGAGAAAGCGAAGCCGGUGAAGGCGGAGGAGGCCAAGGGGAAAGCAGCGAAGCCCGAGGAGGCCGUGGAGGAGGGGCCGCCAAAGUAUACAAAAUCAAUUUUAAAGAAGGGUGAUAAAACCAACUUUCCAAAGAAAGGAGACACUGUUCAUUGCUGGUACACAGGGAAGCUACAGGAUGGAACCGUCUUCGAUACCAACAUUCAAACAAGUUCAAAGAAGAAAAAAGCAGCCAAACCUCUAAGUUUCAAAGUUGGCGUAGGAAAAGUAAUCAGAGGU
Leptosomus discolor (cuckoo roller) is the source of this 318-nucleotide messenger RNA. Lineage: Eukaryota; Metazoa; Chordata; Aves; Leptosomiformes; Leptosomidae. The record is from RefSeq and is a predicted model, not a curated record.